Molecule: messenger RNA, 1166 nt
Organism: Odontomachus brunneus
Lineage: Eukaryota; Metazoa; Arthropoda; Insecta; Hymenoptera; Formicidae
Gene: Ercc1
Product: DNA excision repair protein ERCC-1
Exons: 5
Coding region: 198-965 (255 amino acids)
Biological process (GO): UV-damage excision repair; mitotic recombination; meiotic mismatch repair
Cellular component (GO): nucleotide-excision repair factor 1 complex; nucleus; ERCC4-ERCC1 complex
Molecular function (GO): single-stranded DNA binding; damaged DNA binding
Source: RefSeq, a predicted model, not a curated record
UUAAUGAAAUAAUUUUAGGGUUAGGUUACAUUUAGGUUAGGUUAAGUUGUAUACGAUAGACAGAUUCUUAUUUUCAAAUAUACGACUCGACAGUAGAUCAUUUAAUCAUUCUUGUUAAUACGAUAUUAUUUCAUAUGAAACUAAUAUAUUUGAAUAAAAAAGUAAGUGGCAAAAAGUGAAAGAAGGAAGGAAAAGUUAUGGAUAACGCUGAAGAGUGUUCGGAUGACAAGAAUGACGCUUCUCCACCAAAACGAGUUAAAGAUACGUCUGCUCUCAGCAAUUUGAAGAAAUCUGAAUUCUCCAAGGAGCCAACUUUAAAUCCUAUACCUGGAACUUUGGGUGCGACAUCUUCUGGUAGAACUAACGCUGUUCUUGUCAGUCCAAAACAGAAAGGAAACCCAUUGCUAAAAUUCAUAACCAAUGUACCAUGGGAAUUUUCCAAUAUUGUACCAGAUUAUGUAAUGGGAAAAACUACUUGUGCACUUUUUCUGUCGAUUCGUUAUCAUCAAUUGAAUCCUGAUUAUAUCCAUGAAAGACUGAAGCAGUUGGGCAAUGCUUAUAAUCUACGAGUGCUCUUGGUACAGAUAGACAUAGCUGAUCCUCAUCAUAUCUUGAAACAUUUAACAAGAAUAUCUAUUCUCGCUGAUAUAACAAUCAUGUUGGCGUGGAGUGUAGAAGAUGCAGGAAAGAUUAUCGAAACAUACAAAAGAUACGAAAUUAAACCACCCGACGAUAUUAUGGAACGUAGCGAUAGCGCACCUCAUCAGAAGUUGAUCAGUGCUUUAACCACGGUAAGAUCCGUGAACAAAACGGACGCGAUGACUCUGUUGUCGACAUUCAGCACGUUGGACAAUAUAGUAAGAGCGCAACCGAAUACUUUGGCCUUGUGCCCGGGAUUCGGUCUGCAUAAAGCCCAGAAACUUUAUAAAGCGUUGCAUGAGCCAUUUCUACGCACUCCGAAAUGAACAGAGUGCUCUUAUACAUAAGACGUCCGUCGUACCAAUUAAAAUAUUUAAGAUGAUUAAAAUAACUUAUAAUAAUUGUAAAAAAUAAUAAGUAAAUAAGAUAAAUUAAUAAAUUCAUAAUUUUAAUAUAUUUAAAAAUUGCAUACUUGAUUAAAAGAAUAUAGUUGGAUCAAUUAAUUUUAAUAAAAAUAAUUUAAAUAA